Molecule: messenger RNA, 2714 nt
Organism: Pomacea canaliculata
Lineage: Eukaryota; Metazoa; Mollusca; Gastropoda; Architaenioglossa; Ampullariidae
Exons: 8
Coding region: 804-2714 (636 amino acids)
Source: RefSeq, a predicted model, not a curated record
UAGAUCAUCUCAGUAAAAACUUCUUGAUCUAUUUUUAACAUCACUGACGUGAGCGUGUUCAGAACUAGGAAAUUGUGUUGUUAGUGCCCACACCUUGUAUUUUAGGGAUAGCAUGUUUUGUAAGCGGUGUUGCUAAGGUUCACGCCCAAUGUUGGUGGCCAUAUGUUUAUAAUGUCACAGUGCAAUAUGGCCGCGGCUGCGCCUGCACCCUCCGACCAGCAGCAACCUUACAACCUUCAUCGUUGCUAAGGACGACACCUCCACUGCCAGGCAAUAAAGGAUUUGGAAUACAGGUUGUGUAAAGGACUAGGAACAGGAAGAGUGUGCUGUGCAGGACAUCUGUCCUUAGGGUGCUAUUGCCAUGAUGUCACCCAAAAGAAGUCGGCCCGUCAAUUAGGCGUCGACACUGGAUAAAGGUACCGGCGCCUAGGCACUUACCAUUGUUUCAGUGUUGAGAAAUCCAUCAUGUCUGAUAACCAGUCAGCUGUCGCCGUGAAGGCGGAACAACAAUUGUCAGCUGUCGCCAUCCAGGUCGCAAAGAAGAAUAUUGGCUACAAUGGGUUGAGGACGCAUUUCCUGAACUCGACUCACGUACCUACUUCCUGCCCCCGGUGUACUUCAACAGAGUACCGACGACAAGAGAGUCGGUAGCCGGUCAGGAUGUUAACGUCCUCCGUAGAGCACCUGGACAGGCUGGUCAGCAAUGCCAACAGUCUUCAACGCCAACAUCACCUGUUCUACCUGGUCAGGCUUCAUUCACCCAGACACCCAUUCAAGAUUGUUAUGUCAGGGACGAUGCAGCAAUGCAACGAGUCUUUCUCUGUCUCCAAAAAUUGUCCGAGGACACACCGGUGUUCUUUGCACUAAGCAAUCUUCCAUUCAGCAGGAACUUAGGAGAACCUUGCUAUGCUAAAGCAGCUCACCAGUACCCAGUUCGCUCCAACAUUCCAAAGGCUGCGCAGCAAAACUCGCCACAAGGUAACAAACUGCGAGGUGACUUUGAUUUUCUUCUUAUUCACCAAAACAAUGGAUUUACAGUUUGCGAAGUAAAAGCUUUUGGUGACAAUGUGAACGAGCUGAAGAUGUCGGAGCAGCAGAUUAAUGACAAUAUCAGAAAAAAGCUCACAGAAUCCGUGUCACAGCUUGACAAGGCAGACAGAGUCCUGUCAGACAUGGUGUCAGACAUCGCACCUGGCCUGCACAUCACCAAGACAAUAGCCUUCCCUAACCUCACCUCUGAACAAAUAAAAAAGGCCAUCAAUGGCAACGAAGAGCUAGCAAGGAAACUGAGUCAGUGUCUAGGAGUGACUGAUCCCACCAACAUUAUGGAUCUCAUUCUCUGCGCCGACCUACUGUCUGACCCCAAGACACCAUGGAACAUCAGCAGCGACUUGUUGGAGAAACUCAAGGGCUGGUGGCAACGAUGUGUUGCUGGAUCCGGGCCUGACCCUCUCAUGACUUCAGACCUGUACAAAAAACUGGUAGCCAGGUUGGGUGGACCUGCGGCAACAGUGACAGUGCCCUGCACAUCUGCCCCACGCAUGUCUAUCAAGACCCUAGGGCAGGCCGUGUCAUACACAGGGGAGUGCUACGGUGCUCAAGGAGAGGGCUUUGCUCAGAUAACUCUCUACCCAGAGCAAGUUAAGUUGAUUAAUGGUGAACAACCGAGGGUCUUCCUGUCCGGACCGCCGGGUACGGGUAAAACCGUGGUGCUGCAGCUGAUUGCCGCAAGUUGGCUGCGCUCCGGAAAAGACGUGCAGGUCAUGAACUCUUGGAAAAAGAGUCGCGCGGCGAGCUGCAUGAUGCAUCUCCUACUCCAGAAGGCUGUCGGCAAGCAGACGGAGGCAGCGACCCAAUGGGGUGAGCUCCACCUCGUCACGCAAGAUCUUAAUUCAGAGGAAGAUGUGGACAAGGCUGUAGAUGUCUUUACAAAGGCAGCGAAGGAUGGAUCAUUGUACGUCAUCGCUGAUGAAGCGGGCCCUGAUAACUGGGACAAGGACAAGGACUACUUUGAACAAUUCUGUGACAAAUUGAGAAGUAAGUUUCCUCGCCUUCAUCUGUGGGCUGCAAGUUGUUUCCAUGGAAGCGAGCUCAUCUCUGACGAAGGCUGGAGUGAGUUCGCUUUGAGGAGGUCACUCCGCUGCCCGCCGGUUGUGGUGAGAGAGGUCAUCAAGACCAGAGAGAUCGCCACAGACAAGACGGUCAUAGAGUAUGACGAUCGCGGUUUCCAAAAUCACACGGACGGCCCAAAGAUCCAGCACGUGUAUCAUAAAGGUCACUCAGGUGCUGUUCGUGACUGUUUGCGCUGUGGCCAGGAGGUGGCAAGUUUUUUGUGCAGCCUCAAAAGAGGAGAUAUAGAAGGAGCAGUUCCCACAGCCACCAGUCCGUCAAGCUCUGGUAGCUCGACACCGCCACCGACGCCCCCUAUUCUGCUGAACAAAGAUAUGCUCGUACUGUACCCAGGGGAAGUCAACACAAAGUUUGAUUUUGUGAAGGGGCUGGCACAAUGUGGAAUUCCAGUGAAGGUGACAACGAACGAUGAUGACAUUAACGACCUGGCCACUGCUCACAGUGAUGUGGUGUGGGUGGCCAAUGAAGAUGAUGUCCGCAGUCUUGAGAGGAAAGUCGUCGUGUGUCUGCAGGAGGAGGACAUCUCCCCGUGUCUUCACGGAAUUUCCAGGUGUACCUCACAACUUGUAAUUGUCUCACCUUAA